CCGGGUUAUGGGCGGGCUCAUUGCUUGUCGCUGGAUGAUUGGCGAGGUCGCAAGCAGCGAGAAGCGACAGACCAUCAACGUCUUUUUUGGACGCGAGAGGCUUCGUCAUUGCUGCCCUGUUGUUCCCCCUCCACAUGCCCCUCGAUUCACGUCCUUGUCCUCUUGCCGACAACACAUGCGCCAACCACUAUCCCGCCUCUGCCCCACCUAGAUAUUACGCUGCAUACCACUCUCACCCCAGACCAAGCAUGAGUGCGCCCAAGAGCGUCGAGCAAAUCGUGACCGCGGCGUCCAACUUCGACCAUGCGGCCAACAUCCCCCUCAACAUGGCCCUGCGCACCGCCCAGAACAUGACCAGCCAAGCCAACGACUACGAGCGCGAUGGAAACCUACAAGACGCCUACCUAUUCCUCUACCGCCAUGCCGACUUCUUCUUCACCCACAUCUCGAAACACCCGGAUGCGAAGAAGCCAGACUUCAAGCCGCAGAUGGCUCGCGCCCGCGACGACGUCAAGGCUGAUCUGUCGCGCAUGGAGGCCCUGAAGCCCGACAUUACAAAGCGCUACCAAAAGUACCAGGACCUCGUCAAGAGGAGGACCGAUUCAAAGUCACAUCGAGAGCCAGCUCCCGCGCCGGAAGACUCGCUUGUGCUGAGUGCCGGUGAGCACAAGGACAUAGCCCUACAACUGGCCAACCGCGAGCUACGGAGAAGGAGAAAGGACCCUCGCGACGACAACUCUGUCAUGGACGACCUGAGCCGUGGAAUACAGCAUCUGGGCCGACGUAUCGAUGCUCCUCGACAAUCUCGUCAAUCUCACUCAUCCUCACAAGCAUCGUCGGCAUACCACUACCCUGCAGUACCAUCGACUCAUGGCUCUGUUCCGCAGUCGUCAGCAUCUCUUGCACCCAGUCGGCCUCCCAAGAAUCACCUGUCCACCUACGGUGCACCCCCACCACUACCUUCAAAGACGGGCCAAUCUGCUCCCCCUCUACCGCUCAAGGCAAACGCACCACCCCCACCGCCAAAACAAGACCUCUCCAACUCCCAAUCCUACACGUUCCAACAAGCCGCCUACACCGAAAACGGCACCCCUCUCCGCACCCUCUUCCUCCCCACCGCCCUCCGCACCUCCUUCGUCGCCCUCGCCCACCCAAACACUUGCUCCAAUCUCGAAACCUGCGGCAUCCUCUGCGGCACCCUGAUCUCAAACGCCCUCUUCAUCUCCCACCUCGUCAUCCCAGAUCAAACAGCAACUUCUGACACUUGUGAAACCACCGAUGUGGGAGAGACUGAAUUGUUUGAUCAUGUAGAUAAUGAGGGCUUGAUGGUUUGUGGUUGGAUACAUACACAUCCCACCCAGACUUGUUUCUUGUCUUCGAGGGACUUGCAUACUAGUGUGGGCUAUCAGGUCAUGUUGCCAGAAAGUGUUGCUAUUGUUUGUGCGCCAUCUAAAUCUCCCGAUCAUGGUAUCUUCCGUCUCACAGACCCCCCGGGCAAAGAAGCGAUUCUGAAUUGUCACAAGCCUGGUAUUUUCCAUCCUCACGACGAGGGAAAUCUAUACACGGAUGCAUUGAGACCUGGUCAUGUUUCCGAAUUGUCAGGCUUGCAGUUUCAAGUCGUGGAUCUGAGGAAGAAGAAGUAAGACUGGGUAUAGCAAGAGUAUGUUACUUCAAAGGAAGAUGGAAGAUUAUCGUAUUCGUCUUUCAAAAAUGUCCCGACAAAGAUACACGCCUCCAAAUCACACAGCCACAAACAAGACUGCAUGAUUACAAGAGGCAAAAUUGUCGAAUAUCCCUCUUAUCCACCAAACCCCCCUUCUUUCCUACUACCUCUGUGAGGUGUGUGGACGAGAGAAAUGACUUGGUUUACCAUGAAAGGCUUGGACUAGAGUGCAUGUUUUGAUGUUCCGCGUGGAAUACUGAGCAAGGAUCAUGGCUCUUGAAUCAAUGCUCCACCUUGCAACGCGGUUUGUUUGUUUGUGUGUGUGUG
This is a messenger RNA of Aureobasidium subglaciale EXF-2481, 1990 nucleotides long. RefSeq lists its product as uncharacterized. Gene Ontology annotation, cellular component: membrane; endosome. Bases 135 to 1643 code for a protein of 502 amino acids. Gene Ontology annotation, biological process: protein K63-linked deubiquitination. The record is from RefSeq and is a predicted model, not a curated record. The transcript has 3 exons. Lineage: Eukaryota; Fungi; Ascomycota; Dothideomycetes; Dothideales; Saccotheciaceae. Gene Ontology annotation, molecular function: protein binding; metal-dependent deubiquitinase activity; K63-linked deubiquitinase activity.